This is a messenger RNA of Triticum urartu, 1008 nucleotides long. NCBI's taxonomy places the organism in Eukaryota, Viridiplantae, Streptophyta, Magnoliopsida, Poales, Poaceae. The record is from RefSeq and is a predicted model, not a curated record.
GGGGUGCUCGCACUACAGCUCGCGCUGCCGCUCGCCCUACCAUCGUCGGUAACAUUGGUGAUACCGAGCCGGCGCAGCCUGUGAGGAACGUCGUGGCAAAACGCAAGCGGGCGCCUGCAGCCAAGAAGGCCCCUGCGAGUUCUACGCUCGCCCCCUGCCUCCGCCCCACCGGUGUUCGAUGAAAUGCCUGCAAGCUCCGACUAUGCGGCUCUCCUUGAGGUAAACGCAGUGAACAAUGAGAAUGCACCCCUCGAAGAUUAUGUAUACGACAAGAUGGACGGCGGGGUACACGGUGGCGGCGAUGAAGAGGAUGAGUUGCAAGAGAUUGAAGGGGAGGUCUUCGAGGCAUCGCAAACAGCAACAUAUAGCAAAAGGUCGAAGAGCUAUACCCAAAUAGAGGAUGAGGUGCUGAUCCGAGCUUGGGAGGCCGUGUCCCUCGAUGCCAUCCACGGCACCGACCAAACCGGGAAGAGGUAUUGGCAAAUGAUAGAAGACAAGUUCUUCCGGUUGAUGCCAAGGAAUGUUGAGCCGACACCACGCACCUAUAGACCACUCCAAGGAGGUUGGGAUGUGAUCAAGGCGGCGGUUAGCCGGUGGUGUGGAUGCUUGGAGCAAGUGUACAAUGCACCUCCAGGUGGCACUAAUGAAGCCGAUUGGGAUAAAAUUGCAGCCGCGAGGUAUAGGGACAUGCCGGCAUCCAGGGGCCAGCCCUUUGCAUUCGAGCAUUGUUGAGCAUUGCUUAAGAAAAGCGAGAAAUGGAAGGUGAGGGAUAAAGAAGCACCACCGAAGAGAGGUACCUUCACCUUGUAGGAUGAUGAAGAAGAUGAUGAAGGAGGGAGAAACAAGGUUAGGCCGGAUGGCAACAAGAAGGCCAAGGAGAAUAUGAAGAAGGAGUCCGACGCAUCAAGUUUGAGAGACAAGAUAGAUCAUAUGGUGCACUCAAAUGAGUUGAUGGUUACCAUGACUAUAGAAGCAAAAAAAAAGAGUUGGCAAUGAAGAGGUCUCAAG